This is a messenger RNA of Monoraphidium neglectum, 591 nucleotides long. RefSeq lists its product as hypothetical. Bases 1 to 591 code for a protein of 196 amino acids. Gene Ontology annotation, biological process: NADPH regeneration. NCBI's taxonomy places the organism in Eukaryota, Viridiplantae, Chlorophyta, Chlorophyceae, Sphaeropleales, Selenastraceae. The transcript has 7 exons. Gene Ontology annotation, molecular function: NAD binding; NADP binding. The record is from RefSeq and is a predicted model, not a curated record. Gene Ontology annotation, cellular component: mitochondrial inner membrane.
AUGAGCCAGGCCUUCCUGGAGGCUGAGGCUGGGGUGUGCAUGGAGGCCUUCGAGGGGGGCAUGUCCUCGCGGCUUCCAGAGUCGUGGGGCGCCUGCGUCGGUUCCGGCCCGAGGCGCGCCCUUUGGCGCGCGCCCACGCGCCCCGCGCGGCGCGUCAGCUGCGCCGGCCGCUGCGCCCUUGUUGAGCUCUGCUGGGACCUGUUCAAGGCGCAGUGUGAGGACGGCGUCGACAUCAUCAUCUCCACCGCCCUCAUCCCGGGCAAGACCGCCCCCGUGCUGGUCAAGAAGGAGUUCGUGGACAUCAUGAAGCCGGGGUCGGUGCUGGUGGACCUCGCCGCUGAGGCCGGCGGCAACAUCGAGUACACGGUGAAAGACAAGGUCAUCAAGACGCCCGGCGGCCAGGUUGUCAUCGGCUACACCGACCUGCCCAGCCGCCUGCCCACCCAGGCCUCCACCCUCUACUCCAACAACAUCAGCAAGUUCCUGCUGUCCAUGGGCCCCUUCACCACCGGCAAGAAGGACGAGUUCGUGGUCGACUACGACGACGAGGCCGUCAGGUGCGAUCUGAUCUGGGUGACGCGCGCGAUCUGA